CUCUCUUCUUGUGAAAACUCUUCUCAUGAUCUUGAACACUCUUCUGACCUUCCUCUCCGCACUCCUCUUUCGACUCUUCAUCCAUCACUUCACUUUCAUCAAUCCCGCAGCACGCAAUCCUUGACAGUCUUUGCCAAUCAUUGAUCAACUACCUCAUCCACAACGCAUUCAACUUGCCGACGAAGACUUUGAGCAUCACUGCUUCUCACCGCGCUCUAUCUGAACAGCUCCAACAUCACCCAAACACCACCUUCAACCAGUCCCCCCAAACAUCAAAUCACCAUGCCUUGCACCAACGAGAACCACUCUCACGCCUGGGUCACCGAAGGCUCUCUCACCAUUGAGCGCUGCGAGAAAAUCUGCGGCUUCUGCAAGGCGCCCUUCAAGCACGCGUGGUUUUUGAGGAGACACGUCAACAAUGUCCACGUCAAGCAGUACCCCAAUCUCAAAGUCGACGAGGGAUGGUGAGCUACACCCCUUUCUCAACUCACUCUGCACGUUCACUGACAGCCCACAGGUCCGGCUCUCCGAACGGCAAUCGUCGUCCAGGCGAGCCGCAGAAGCGUCGCAAGGGACAUGUCCGCAAGAACUCUGAUUCCAGCACCGCCAGCUUCACAAGCUCGUCGCUGAAGAACGAGGUCACCUUUGAUGAAGCCGGCGAGCACGAGGUCAGAAAGCACGAGACAGGCCCUGACAAUGUCGGCAAGCACGAAGACGCUUGUGAUGCCG
Messenger RNA from Neohortaea acidophila, 729 nucleotides. RefSeq lists its product as uncharacterized. NCBI's taxonomy places the organism in Eukaryota, Fungi, Ascomycota, Dothideomycetes, Mycosphaerellales, Teratosphaeriaceae. The transcript is spliced from 2 exons. The coding region runs from base 283 to 468 and encodes 61 amino acids. The record is from RefSeq and is a predicted model, not a curated record.